UCUAUAUGGCACAACUGGUUACACACUGAGAGCCCAUCAAUGGACUUGGAAGCUAAAGAUGAAGAGGAAGAGAGUCUGCAAACAGCUUUCAAAAAGCUGAGAGUGGAUGCAGCAGGAUGUAUUGCAGCUCUGUCCGUGGGCGAGGGGACGAUUCUCAGAACGCCGACAAGAGCAGCCAUGGAUGGAGCCAAGCAACAGCCAGUCUGCUCAAAGGAAGCGUGGCACGGGUGUGUGAGAAAGCCUUCCAGAGGAUCGACAAGAGUCCCGCGUCGCAGACGCUCCAAGUCUCCCGUCCUGCAUCCUCCCAAGUUUACGUACUGCAACGUGAAAGCCAACAACCAGCUGAAACACAAAACCCAGGCAGACACGUCGAAGAGCAGUAUCAGUUCAGACGUUUUUGUUACAGCAGAACACGGUACGAAGGACGGGCACGGUUCUCACUUGGAGGCCAGUGAUGACAGAACUGAAUCUUUGGAAGCUUUCACCGCUGAAGAGCCUUUGGAGAAGUCAAGAGAGAAUUACCCCGCUCUCUCCUUGUCCUUUGAAACUAGCUUGCAUUCUAGCCAAACCUCAGAUUUCCAGUCCUUAUCUAUGCUCAGCAAUGGCAAGCAGUGCCCCUGUACGGACAAGAAGUGCCAGUGCAAAGAGUGGCGAACCAUGGAGGUGUACUCCUUCUCCGGCCUGCGGAGCGUCCUGUCAGAGUGCGAAAAGGCCGUCCUAGGAGUCCACGCCCAGUCUCUUCAGAAUAGAUCCCCUUGUGGAACAGCCUCCUCGAGUUCUCCGAGAUCUUGUUCUGAGCAAGCUCGAGCCUUUGUGGAUGAUGUGACUAUUGAAGAUCUUUCUGGAUACAUGGAAUAUUACUUAUAUAUUCCCAAGAAAAUGUCUCACAUGGCAGAAAUGAUGUACACUUGA
Messenger RNA from Antrostomus carolinensis (chuck-will's-widow), 912 nucleotides. Its product is annotated as oxidative stress-responsive serine-rich protein 1. The record is from RefSeq and is a predicted model, not a curated record. Lineage: Eukaryota; Metazoa; Chordata; Aves; Caprimulgiformes; Caprimulgidae. Gene Ontology annotation, biological process: cellular response to hydrogen peroxide. The transcript has 3 exons. Bases 40 to 912 code for a protein of 290 amino acids.